Molecule: messenger RNA, 4644 nt
Organism: Agrilus planipennis (emerald ash borer)
Lineage: Eukaryota; Metazoa; Arthropoda; Insecta; Coleoptera; Buprestidae
Gene: Pkn
Product: serine/threonine-protein kinase N
Exons: 14
Coding region: 773-3979 (1068 amino acids)
Biological process (GO): signal transduction; protein phosphorylation
Molecular function (GO): ATP binding; small GTPase binding; protein serine/threonine kinase activity
Source: RefSeq, a predicted model, not a curated record
UGUGUCGUUUCGAUUCCGGUUAAUGUUGUAGCAAUGUUCGUUGCUUUUGGUACGUUUCGAUUUGGAUAGCAUUGUUAUCAUACCAGUCUGCAUUGUUAAUGCACAUGUACAUACGUAUACGCAUAGACGUUUUGCUAUUAUGCAGCAUAAAUUAAUUAUUUACACGUGAGACGGCACGCAUAAAUGGUUGCGUUCAUGUACAGCAGCGAAUGUAAGGUGAUGAAAGCAUGAAACGAACUGGUACACGUUGAUAAACCGCGAGUGUAUUUUAUUUUAUGGCAGGUAGUAUCCGAAUGUGGUACUUUUAUGUAUGAAUUGUAUACAUACACUAUGUACUACCCCGGUACUCAUUUACUUACAUACGUUCAUGAUACCUGAUGUCUGUUGUACUGCGACUGCUUCGGCUUUUAGUUAGUUACCGAACAGGUCGUAACGGAACGUGUGUUUGGUUAUUAUGUGUAGCGUGUUAUGAUAGUCGGAGUGAUAACGCCGCGCCGGUAGCACGAUCGUUUUGUCAUCAGCUAUUAGUGUGUGAAUUGAUAGUAUUGUAUCUUCCUGUCAUUAUCGGAUGAAGAUUUAUUUCGGUAAAAUAUUAUGUAUAUGGAUACGUGUCUGUCCACGUACUUAUGCACAUAGAGAUGGAAAUAUUGCGAAAAUCGUCAAAAACUGCUGAACCUGUAAUAAUAAUUAUUAAAAACAAUUGAAAUAUCGUUCAUUUGCAAGUGAUUAGUUUUUGGAUUCGGUUUUUCGGAAGGACGUAACUUACAACAAGAUGCGUUUUUUUAACAAGAAAUACGUCGAAAAGGGUGAUUACAUCCGACAUCCGGUUUUGUACGAGUUGUCGCACAAGUACGGUUUGCAGACGGAAAACCUUCCGGACUCCUUACUUCCUUGCAAGCUCGAAGAAUUAAAGGAGGUGAUUAGACGUGAAAUCCGGAAGGAAUUGAAAAUAAAAGAGGGAGCAGAAAAAUUGCGCGAAGUGGCUACGGACCGGAAGUCCUUAAGCCACGUAGCCACGAUAGUCAAAAAUGCAAACUCGAAACUCGCGGAACUCAAAAAUGAACUCAGCGAACUCGAGUCGCAGAUCAUUUUGUCGCAGGGACAGAGCACACCCUCUACACCCCCUACCAAUGGUGAUACCCUUGUUCCGUCACCAUUAUCGACCCAUCAGAGGAAUCGAGAUGGUGUCUCUCUUGAUCCACGCAUCGAAAACUUAGAGAAACAAUUGAACAUAGAGUUAAAGGUGAAAGAGGGUGCAGAAAAUAUGAUAAGGAGUAUAACAGGGGGGCCGCAUUCUCGCGACAAAAAACUUCUUGCCGAAGCUCAACAAAUGCUCCAAGACUCAAAGGUCAAGAUCGAGUAUCUCAGAAUGAGGAUUCUGAAGAUGAGGAAUAAUUUGAAUAGCAGACAUCACCAGCACGGUUCAAACCACGACCUGUCGUUAAAUGGUGAAGUGACAACAACCAGCGAACUUGAGCAAUCUCUGGAAGAAAGAAUCGAAGAACUAAGACAUAGACUGAGAAUCGAGGCAGCUGUUGUCGAAGGUGCGAAGAAUGCCAUUCGACUCUUACAGUAUGGCAGCAAGGAUAAAACGGAAAAGAGGGCCCUGUCCGAGGCUCAGUCCAGUUUGUCAGCAAGUAGCAAAAAAUUGGACCUGCUGAGGAAAUCUUUAGAGCUUCGUAGGCAAGAAUUACCCGCGGAGAGUCCUGCCGCUAUUCAGUUAAAGCACGAAUUGCAGAACGUGCAAGCGGCCAGUCCAGUUCCGGUGCAGUAUACUAGCUUGCAGCCCUUUAGGGAACCCCCGGACGGAAACAAAAUAUUGCACUCUUCCUUCUCGUCGUUUGGCAGAUGUGCAGCAGUAACAGGGAUUCUGGAGGUGAGAUUGAUGGGAUGUCAGGAUUUGUUGGAGGAUGUGCCAGGAAGGUCCAGGCGCGAUAAAGAUGUUACGUCAAGCCCAUCGGACUUACGGUCAUUUGUUAAGGGAGUGACUGGUCGCAGCUCAUCGAAAAGCUAUAAUGUGAAAGAUGAAAUAAGUAAUGAAAUAAUGGCUGUAAUAAAACUGGACAAUCAAACUGUUGCUCAAACGAAUUGGAGACUUUGCUCUCAACAAGCAUGGGAUCAAAGAUUUUCAAUAGAACUAGAUAAAUCUAGAGAACUAGAAAUAGGCAUUUACUGGAGAGAUUGGCGAUCUUUAUGCGCUGUGAAAUUCUUACGUUUGGAGGAGUUCAUUGACGAUGUUCGUCAUGGAAUGGCGUUACAAUUAGAGCCUCAAGGGUUACUCUUUGCGGAGAUUCGGUUUCUGAACCCGAUGAUCUCUAGAAGACCCAAACUUCAGAGACAAAGAAAAAUAUUUAAGCAGGAAGUGAAAAAUUUUCCAAGAGCAACCCAAAUGAACAUAAAUGUUGCCACCUGGGGUCGGCUGUUGAAAAGGUCGUCUCCGGGAAUUCAACAGAGUCGCGUAGUCCCUCCGCCAAGUCCACCCGAACCACAGGUUCAGGAUGAAGUUCAAGAAGAAGAUAAACCGGAAACUCCAGGUGAAAUUCCAGAUCCUCAGGUGGGAGGUUUGGGAGGUCAAAGACCUCUGGAUUUAGGUGUUUCUGCCUUGCCUCCAGAAACACCUCCUCCUUUGCCCCCUGCACCGCCACCUGUUGCUAAAAAGAAGGCUCCUAUAACUCCUCCACCUCUUCCGCCCCGUUUGGACUUGGAUGAGAGCGCUGCACUGAGAGAAUUCGAUUUUUUGAAUGUCGAAGAGCGUGAGGUAGUACGCGUUGGGCCACUCUUUUUGCCUUCCGUACCUACAACCCCUGACACAUCACCCCUCGAGCCACUGGCGCCCCCCAGUCCUGAACCUUUGGUCGAAUUUCCUGAGGACGAGGUUCUUUACGACCCAGCUAAUGUUGUACGUCGUCCAGCAGCUCGCGAACUAAGUUACAGGGACAGCGCGUAUGAGUCCAGACGUCAUUCUCAGUAUAGUGGAAUGACUAUUGAAAAUUUCAAAUUAAUCAGCGUUUUGGGACGAGGUCAUUUUGGUAAAGUGAUUCUUUCUCAGUACCGCAAUACAGGUGAAUAUUUCGCAAUCAAGGCUCUCAAGAAGGGAGACAUAAUAGCUCGAGACGAAGUCGAGUCUUUACUUUCGGAGAAACGCAUUUUCGAAGUUGCCAAUUCGAUUCGUCACCCCUUUUUGGUUAAUCUAUUUGCUUGUUUUCAAACUGAUGGCCAUGUUUGUUUUGUUAUGGAAUAUGCGGCUGGUGGGGAUUUGAUGAUGCAUAUUCACGCAGACGUCUUCACUGAGCCCAGGGCGGUUUUUUAUGCUGCUUGCGUUGUUCUGGGCCUCCAGUUUUUGCAUGAAAACAAAAUUAUUUACAGAGACUUGAAGCUAGACAAUCUAUUGUUAGAUACUGAGGGUUAUGUGAAGAUUGCAGAUUUUGGUUUAUGUAAAGAAGGAAUGGGUUUUGGGGAUAGAACAGGAACCUUUUGCGGAACUCCUGAAUUUUUGGCCCCUGAAGUUCUCACUGAGACUUCCUAUACAAGGGCAGUAGACUGGUGGGGACUAGGAGUUCUGAUAUUUGAGAUGCUUGUUGGAGAGUCUCCAUUCCCUGGUGAUGAUGAAGAGGAAGUUUUUGACUCAAUUGUAAACGAUGAAGUUCGUUAUCCUCGAUUUUUAUCAUUGGAAUCCAUUGCUAUUAUGAGAAGGCUAUUAAGAAAAAAUCCAGAAAGAAGACUGGGUUCGAGUGAAAGAGAUGCCGAAGACGUGAAGAAACAGACAUUUUUCAGACACAUAGGGUGGGAAGAUCUGCUUCAUCGUAAAGUCAAACCACCAUUCAUACCGACAGUGAAUCACUUAGAGGAUGUAAGUAAUUUCGAUGAAGAAUUUACUUCAGAAAAACCUCAGCUGACUCCUCCAAAAGAUCCUAGGCUUUUAACUGAACAAGAACAAGCUUUCUUCAGAGAGUUUACAUAUAUGGCAGAUUGGUGCUGACACUCGGCAACGGUCACAUUGUCUGUUGUUUAAUAUUGCUUGCAGUAAAAUUUCGUUUUGCUGAGAUAGUAAUUAUAGAACAAUAAAAGUUACAAGUCCGCUCAUACGUUGUUACAGCAAUAUUUUUUUGAGCAUCUGUUUUCAUUAAGUUCUAUAUUAAUUGCCAUUUAAGUUUCAGUUUGUUUGUAUUUUAUUACAAUUAUUAUUAUUAUUAUUANUAUUAGUAUUAAUAUUUUUCAUGAGUAUACAAAUAGUAGCUAUAGGGAUAAACAUUGCUAAGAAUUAGAAAAUGGAAUUAUAUUAUUUGUAAAGUACUUUUAGUUGUCUAUUUGACAAAGUUUAAUUAGGCAGCUGUUAUUUAUACUGUCAGUUUUAAGCAACUUUUAAUGUGUAUAUAGUUAUGAAUGUCUUGAGCAUGGCAUGUACGAUAUGCAUUUUUCUAUCAAUAUUUUCCAGUAAUUUUUCAUUAAAUAAUAUACUGAGUAGGUAGAAAAUAUAUUAAAGUGCCUAGUUAUACUAAAAAUAUUAUGUUACAUCAUAUUACAAGAGAGUGUACAGACGCGCUAAUAUUGCCCAUAUUUUUUGAUGCUUUAAAAAAAUUAAUACAAUAAAUGAAAUAAUGUAAUUUCACAUAAAAAUACUGACAAUUUUGACGAUUUAUUCUG